This is a messenger RNA of Erigeron canadensis, 822 nucleotides long. RefSeq names its product zinc finger BED domain-containing protein RICESLEEPER 3-like. The transcript has 2 exons. Bases 1 to 822 code for a protein of 273 amino acids. The record is from RefSeq and is a predicted model, not a curated record. NCBI's taxonomy places the organism in Eukaryota, Viridiplantae, Streptophyta, Magnoliopsida, Asterales, Asteraceae.
AUGGCUACCACUAGUGCUCACGAAUCUAGUGAUGUUGGUGCUUCCACAAGUGAAUUAAUUGUAGUGAAUAUCCUAGCAACCACAAGGAAACAAGAAACAUGGGUAAAUUUUGAUUUAUGUGAGAUCUCGAAUGGAAAGAAGAAGGCCAGAUGCAAACAUUGUAAAACGUUUUUGGCUGCAGGUGCCAAUUCCACUUUAAAUUCCCAUAUUAGUGACCAUUGCAAGGUAUUGAAAGGCACUGCAAAACCCGGGCAAUCACAAAUGUCAAAAGAGGGGGUUAUUUUUAGUUAUGGUGUGGAAAAGGUUCGUAAGAGGAUGGCUCAGUUUGUUAUUCAACAGGAAACCGGUGUUAAUUUAACCACUGAUGUUUGGUCUGCCCCCCAUGGUUUACCGGAAUUGUAUCUUUGUGUUACAGCACAUUGGGUCGAUCAAAAGACUUGGCAAUUGAUGAAAAGCACAAUUGCGUUUGAGAUGUUUGGAUAUCCACAUACCAGAGAUGCCUUAUUUGAAAUUUUAGAUGAAGUGAUACAAACUUAUAAGUUGGAAAAAAAGAUUUUGUCAAUUUCUUUUGAUAAUGCUUCAAAUAAUACUAGUGCGGUUCAAAAGUUGAAGAUAAAUUAUGAACCUAUCUGUAAUGGUAUGUUUUUUCAUAGUAGAUGUGUUGCACACAUCAUAAAUUCGGUUGUGCAACAUGGACUAGAUGUUCCCGCGAUUAAGAAGGUAAGAGAUGUUUUUAAAGAAAUGUUACAAGAUGUUUUUGCAAGUUCUAAAAGAAGACGUAAGGAGUAUGAGAAAUUAUGCAAGGACUUAAAGAAACCGUGA